Molecule: messenger RNA, 4605 nt
Organism: Diplodia corticola
Lineage: Eukaryota; Fungi; Ascomycota; Dothideomycetes; Botryosphaeriales; Botryosphaeriaceae
Product: jumonji family transcription factor
Exons: 4
Coding region: 1-4605 (1534 amino acids)
Biological process (GO): chromatin remodeling
Cellular component (GO): nucleus
Molecular function (GO): histone H3K36 demethylase activity; histone H3K9 demethylase activity
Source: RefSeq, a predicted model, not a curated record
AUGGAGGACCUACCCGUUCCCGACGCGCCGAAUGCGCCCGCCGACGGCGCCGCGAAACAGUCGGAUCAGAAAGCCGCCUUGACGCCGCCCACAAGCGAGGACAUGGACCGAGGCAAGCGGGAAGGCUCGUCGUCCGAGCUGUCCGAGCUCGAGCUCGAUGACGAAGAAGACAUUGGUGAAAUCGAGCCCGACCACUACUGGGGCGAUGGGAACAUCCCCGUCUUCAAGCCGACCAUGGACCAAUUCCGGAGCUUUAAGAAGUUCAUCGAUAAGAUUGAUAAGUACGGCAUGAAGUCGGGAAUCGCCAAGGUCAUCCCGCCCAAGGAAUGGCGCGAUUCGCUUCCGAACCUCGACGAGGCUGUCAAGAAAAUUAAAGUCAAAAACCCCAUCACGCAGGACUUCUCCGGUUCUCGCGGCCAAUACACCCAGCAAAAUGUUGAAAAGCAAAGGUCGUAUAACCUGCCCGAGUGGAAGGCUUUAACCAACCAAUGGGAACACCGUCCUCCCGCAAAGCGUGGCGAACGUCGUGGUGAUGUACCUGCACCCACCAGGACAAGAACUACGCGCAACCGGGAAGCCAGUGUGGCUACACCACCCACUGAACCCGGCGUUAAGAGAACACGGGGAAGGCCUCGGAAAAACCCUCCGAAAGAAGUGAAGAAGGAGGUGGAGGAAGACUCGUCCGUGAUCGAGUCUGUCGAGCACGUCGAGACACAACCCCCGACUCCUUCAUCGCCACCGGACGAACCGACUGCAGUUAACAAGAAGGUCGCUAAUCUGCAGAAGGCAGCUGGCGAUGGGUCUCCGAAGCCAAGAGGUCGCCAACCAAAGUCAAUAUCGUCACGCCGAAAGCACAAUAGGGGAGAGACAACCGACGAUGUUGACGAGCAAGCGUUCAGCAAUUUCGAUUAUCACCUCGAAGGCGUUGAGGAGUUCACGCCCGAACGAUGCGCUGAGCUGGAGCAAAACUACUGGAAAACAAUUAAUUUCGGUCAGCCCAUGUACGGGGCCGACAUGCCUGGUUCGCUCUUCGAUGAAUCCACAACCAGCUGGAACGUCGCAAAACUGGAGAAUCUGCUUGAUGUCCUUGGCACCAAGGUUCCUGGAGUCAACACUGCAUACCUCUACCUCGGAAUGUGGAAGGCGACAUUCGCAUGGCACUUGGAAGAUGUCGAUCUCUACUCCAUCAAUUAUAUCCACUUCGGAGCUCCCAAACAAUGGUACAGUAUCUCGCAAGAGGAUGCCCGGAAGUUUGAAAAUGCCAUGAAAAGCGUCUGGCCAAACGAUGCGAAGAAUUGCAGCCAAUUUUUGCGACACAAAACAUAUCUCAUCUCACCUCAGCGUCUUGAGAGUGAGUUCGGGAUUAAGGUCAACAAGCUCGUUCACUAUGAGGGUGAGUUUGUAUUGACCUAUCCUUAUGGAUACCACUCGGGAUACAACAUUGGGUAUAACUGCGCGGAAUCCGUCAAUUUCGCUACCGAGGCGUGGCUUGAGUACGGCAGAAUUGCAAAGAAAUGCGACUGCGAGAGCGACAGCGUUUGGGUUGACGUCGCGGAAAUCGAGCGUAAACUUCGUGGCGAGCCGACCCCCGAGUACAUCGAAGAGACCGACGAAGAUGACGACGAAGACGAUACCGAGGAAGCUGGACAUGACCUUCCUAGCCCGCCUUCUAGCAUCAAGGGCAAGCCAAAGGGACCUUCCAGGAAGAGGAAGAGGGAGACCGGAGACAAGGCCACCGAAGGAAAGGUCAAGCGCGUCAAGCUUCGCCUCAGAGUACCAAAGGAAGAGCCUUGUGUCCUCUGCCCGAACGAUGUGGCAUUCGAUGUCCUACUCCCGACCGACAACGGCCAGAAGGCUCAUCGUCUCUGUGCCUUAUACACUCCGGAAACGUACAUCAUCGAGGAAAAUGGCGUAGAGCGUGUCUGCAAUGUGGCCAACAUCGACAAAGCUCGCCUGGAACUCAAGUGCAACUACUGCCGUUCGAAACGCGGUGCCUGCUUCCAGUGUGCCGCGAAGAAAUGCAUUCGGGCCUUCCACGCCACCUGCGCAGCAGCAGCUGGUGUGCAGAUCGACGAAGGCCCUGUGCCGACAUUCGAUGAGGAUGGCACCGAGUACUACUGUGACGGUUUCGACCUUCGGUGCCGCUUCCAUCGUGCUAAGCGGCCCAAGUACACUGAUGUCGACUCGCUAGAGAACAACAAGCUCAUCCCCGAUUUUGCCAAGUCUCUUGAGCCGAAGCAAGUUGUUCAGGCGCAGUACAUUGGCGGUGAAAUCUUCGCUGGUAUUGUCGUCGAGAACAGACCCGAAGAAUUAAGCGUCAUCAUCGACGUCCUGCCAACAAGUUUCGAGAGAGUUGAGGUUGAGUGGAAAUACCUUUUGGUGCUCGACCCCGCACAGUCACUUCGCCCGAAGCCUUCUCCGAACGCGAAACCCCUUCCGGAGCAUCUUAACCAGGCCUCGUCUACACUCAAUGCAAAGAACCAGAAAGAUGGGCCACCGGAGAUGGACACACCUUUCUGUGAUGCAAAUGCCGAGUUCAGAUGGGCAGAAUUCCACACUGCCACUGCGGCAGAAGUCAAGAACCCUUUGCAGGCCAAGGUCGGCAUUACUAUGCCUCAUCAGCUCUGGCACUAUCUUGGGAAGACAUCGACGGAAGCGAAGGCUCAGUACACCGAGGAUCUGAGGAAGCAGCAGCACAACCCGAAGAGUAAUUUCUUGGACACUGUGAAGCCGCCCCCACGAUCUAUGCAAACUUACCAGUCUCGAGCUAUCGGACCUGCCUAUUCCUCUGGGGUGAACAUCAACGCUCUAAACGGGGCCAUGGCUGCGCAGAGACAGUCGAUGCAGCCUCAUUAUGGACAGAAGCCGUACGAGUACAAGCCGCGGUCAGGUCCAGCUUACACUGCUCAGCACACACCCUACCCUCUUUACUCGUACAAUAGCCAGCCGGUCGGCAGGAACGGGCCCUUCUCACAUUCUCCACUUCCUCCCUAUCCUUAUCCUCCCAACUCCUACCAAGAUGCUCGAAAGCCGUCUGCUGGUUCUGCACACUCGCCGCCAUCACAAACUCCUCCCCAUCCACAAAACUACGUGCCUCCGUACCACCAAACGACGGCUCAUUCGCCAUAUUCGAGCAUUUACGGCGAUCCACGGACGGGCCAACCGGUACACUACCCCAACUACCAUCGCCCUUCGUUUUCCACCCCCUACCAGCAUCCAAUGCGUCCAGCAGCUGCAUCUCCUCCGGCUGCUGGCUCGGCUGUUUCAGCGACUUCUAUGUCACCGACUGCACAUAGCAGUUCGCCGGCAGUUCGCUCAGAUUCGAUUUCAUCGACAAGCUCAAAGUCACCCGACCUGGAGUACUUACAAUUCUUGCAGAGAUUUCCCUAUCUGCUCAACUCCUACCUCCGUAGACCUAAGGUAUACGAGUCGCCGUACCCUGGGACGAGUGGGUUCUCUGAAGCGUACAACCCUCGCCGCAUCACAGCCGAGAAGCAGGCGCAGCGUCAAGCUCCAGCGCACGCGCAGGCCCAGUGGGGCUAUCCGGGUGCCAAUGGGUACGGCGGCAGCCAGCAGCCCUAUGGCUAUCAGCAGCCGUAUGCACCCGGCCACCCACAUAGUCACCCACCGGGUCACCCACCUGCACAGAACACGCGCCCAGGACUGAUGUUCCAAAGCGCGCAGGACUUCCGAGCUGAUGUAAACAGAACCCAAGCGUCGCAGAUGAGCAAUGUGCCCAAGUUCGAAAUGUUAAUCCAGCAGCUUUCACAGGCGAACGAGACUGCCGCACGGCGCUUCGCCGCUCGAACCCAGGCUCAUCAGGCUCAACAGCAGCAAGAGCCGCAACCCCCUCCAUCCCAACCCCAAGUCCAAUAUCACCACCCACCACCGACAACGUUGGCGGCGGCGGCGGCGGCGGCGGCGGCGGUAGCAGCAGCGUCUCAUCAUCAUCAAGCGGGUCAACAAGAGCGGCAAGUCGCAUCACCACCACCCAUCGCCACACCUCUCGGCGGCUACACCGGGCCUUCUAACACCCGCGGCUAUAGACCUGGCUACGGCUACGACAGCGGCGCCUUCGGCCCCGACACCCAGACCAAGGUGCCCUCGCCCUUCAACAAGGCCGUCACCCCGCACAACCACCACGACGCUCCCGCUCCCGCUCCCGCGCCCACCACACCACCUGCCAUCGCCCCUCCGGCGACGCCGGCGCGGCAGCAGUCGAAAACGACAACGACAGCGACAACCACCACCGCUACCGCUACUACUACUGCUACUGGAGAAGAAGGUGGCGGCAGCGGCGAUGCUGCGGAAUCCGCGAUCCGCUCGCCGCAGCGCCCCGCCGUCAGUCCGCUGAGCGACGCGGGCGAUGCAGACGUCGCCGCCAUCGUAAGGAUGGCGGACUCGACGAUGAUGAUGUCUCCUUUACCGCCACCGGCGACCAAUGCGGCGGCGACGGCAGCAUCGGCGGCGGCGGCGGCGGCUGUUUCGCUACCGAUGGAGGCAGCGGCAGUAGCAGCACCACCACCACCACCACCGGCGGCUGCGUCAUCGGGUGGUGGUGAUAAUGGGAGUGGGAGUGGGAAGGAGACGUGGCGGUAUACUUGA